GAUCUGUGUACAUGGCUAAUGCUUUUGUGUGCAAAAUUAAAUGUGUAAGGAUAGGCCUAACCCAUUUUUUAACAUAGAUAACCUAAACAUCAGAACGCAGCUAAAUGCGGAUGAUCUUUAAAAAACGGCAAUGAUUUCCAUUACUUAAAUUAAAAAAAUAUAUAUAUAUUUUUGACCUUUGCCCUCGCACGUUCAAGUAAACUGUCCGACUGGUGUUCACUGAAGAUAGUGUAAGACUUGGUACUCCAACCUGGAGAUGAUAAAACAGAUGACAAAGAUUUAAAGCAAGCUAAAGCAUGGCAUAGGCCAAACUUUUUCUGUCUUCAUAAGAGUUUAAGUCACUCUACAGGCCCAAGAACAAUGUUUGAGUACUGUAAGAGUACAUCCACCUUUUUCAUUAUUUGGCUAGCCAACUGGUCUUAGCAUCCAAUGAAAACCAACUUUAUUGUUCACAGAACUGUAGACAGUGGUCGGUCCGCGGAUGGAUUGAAAUGGCACCGCUGCACUGCGAGUCUUUAUGUCUGAAUUGUUUUAGAUUUCGUGUUACCAGCUCGAAUUUUUCACUUCCAUGAUAUCAUAUUAAAUGAUUAUCUGUUUUCCUGUAUAUGCACAAGAAGUAAUGUAAUAUAAACUGUUAAUAAGAAAUACUUGCCGAUCAGAAAUAGGCCGCUUUGAGCCUCGGGUUUUCGUAGGAAUUCCCACCGUCAUGGAACUCUUGGCUCUCUCGCAGCUUGUGACAAUUUACAAUCGGUGUCACGAUGUUAUGAACACAGUGCUUCAGAGCCUGAAGUUGAGUUUUCUUUGAGAUUACGCCAGUCUGUGAAACGGAACAUCUGAGUAUUACCAGCAAAGUCAGAAUGGCUUCAGUUCCUGUAUACUGCUUGUGUCGGCUUCCCUAUGAUGUCACACGCUUCAUGAUUGAGUGUGAUGUUUGUCAAGACUGGUUUCAUGGCAGUUGUGUUGGUGUAGAGGAGGACAAGGCUGCAGAGAUUGACCUCUAUCACUGUCCCAACUGUCAGGUCUCGCAUGGCCCCUCUGUCAUGCGUAAGCGACGCGGGGCUCCAAAGUCCGAUGUAAGCGCUGGUACGAGAGAUCCAAGCCGACCAGUGAAGACGGGCACCGCCCAGUUUGUGAGGGAGUUACGGGGCCGCACGUUCCCAAGUGCGGACGAGAUCCUUCUGAAACCAACCGGGGCCCAGCUCACAGUGGAGUUUCUGGAGGAGCACUCUUUCAGUGUCCCCGUCAUGGUUCUGAGGAGGGACGGGCUGGGCAUGAGCCUGCCCCCGGCAUCUUUUGGUGUCAGUGAUGUCGAGCACUACAUUGGUGGCGACAAGGAGAUUGAUGUAAUUGACGUUUGCCGCCAAGCUGACCUAAAGAUGAGCCUUGGGGAUUUCGCUGAGUACUACAACAGCCCCAAUAGAGACAAAGUGCUCAAUGUGAUAAGCCUUGAGUUCUCAGAAACCAAGUUGUCUAACCUGGUGGAAACCCCAAAGAUAGUGAGAAAGUUGUCUUGGGUGGAGAACUUGUGGCCAGAAGAGUCUGUGUUCGAGAGGCCCAACGUGCAGAAGUACUGCCUGAUGGGUGUGAAGGACAGCUACACAGACUUCCACAUUGACUUUGGAGGAACCUCUGUGUGGUACCAUGUGCUACGAGGUGAGAAGAUCUUCUACCUGAUCCGUCCCACCCCUGCCAACCUGGCCCUCUUCGAGCGCUGGAGCUCCUCCUCCAGUCAAAACGAGAUGUUCUUUGGGGAUCAGGUGGACAUGUGCUAUAAAUGCUCUGUCAAGCAGGGAAACACACUCUUCAUUCCAACAGGAUGGAUUCAUUCUGUUCUCACACCUGUGGACUGCCUAGCCUUUGGAGGCAACUUCCUUCACAGCCUCAACAUUGACAUGCAGCUUCGUGCUUAUGAAAUCGAAAAGAGGCUGAGCACAGCAGACCUGUUCAGAUUCCCCAACUUUGAGACCGUUUGCUGGUAUGUUGGUAAACAUCUUCUGGAUACAUUCAGAGGUUUGAGAGAGAACAGGCGUCAUCCCGCCAGUUAUCUGGUCCAUGGAGCCAAAUCUUUGAACAACGCCUUCCGUGGUUGGACACGUAAAGAGUCACUGUCUGAACAUGAAGUUGAAAUCCCAGAGACCAUAAAAACGCCACAGUUGGUUAAAGACUUGGCAAAAGAGAUUCGAUUGGUUGAGGAUAUCUUCCAGCAGAACCUGGGUCGCAGUGGGACCUCGUUCCCUGGCCCCCCGGGUUUACAGUCCCCACACCCCAAAGCCCAGGUGUCCUCCCCUCAGAAUUCUGGACGGCCCCCGGGGAAAAAGAGAGGCCCCAAACCCAAAGACACGCCCGUCGGAGGAGGAGGAGGAGGAGGAGGCGGAGGAGGAGGAGGCGGAGGAGGAGGAGGAGGAGGAGGAGGAGGAGGCGUAAGCUCCCCCAGUCCCAAAAAGAAGAGCCUGAAGAAGGAGAUAAAGACAGAGGCAGGAGAGCUGGAUCUUCUGGAGAUUCACACCAAACACACACUCAAAAAGUUUCAACCUGGAAAUAAAUCCAAGAACAAAAACAAGAUGGAGCUGCCCUCAGCCUGUAUGGAUGACUUUGAAGGCAAACUGAAAAAGAGCAAGCUGAAGCUGGUGCUGACCAAUGGAAAAAUACAAGGGAAGAAGGGCAACCGCGCAGCGUGCUCUAACGGAGAUGGACGCGUCUCCAAGUUCCAGCCUCUGCUGCCCAGCUCGGCUCUGUCCGACCUGGACUCGGAGGACGAGCUGCAGAUAGACGAGUCGCCGCCCCCCCCACGCCGCAGAGCGCCCCCCAACAAAAAUAAAAAACUAGUCGCUGCGGGACUGCCCAGGAAACUACCCCGGGCCAAGCCUUGCUCCGACCCCCACCGUGUCAGGGAGCCAGGAGAGGUGGACUUUGAUAUCGAGGAGGACUACACCACAGAUGAGGAGACUACACUGACGAUGCAGGCAGUGAAGGGUGGCGCCGGGGGAAUCCUGGACCUGCUCAAGGCCAGCAAACAGGUGGCUGGGCUGGACUCUGCUCUCAGUGAGGAGGCUCCUGCCUCUCCCAGCACACGAGACGCCAUCCAGGGCAUGCUGUCCAUGGCCAACCCUCCAUCCUCUUCCUCGUCGUCCUCGUCCUCUUCCUCUCCUCUCUCGGUGUCAGGCAGAGCCCCUGAGGUGCUGCCGAAGGAGAAGGGCCGGGCCACCUGGGUGUCGGGCGGGUCCAAGAAGAACGAGAAAAAGCCUGUGGUCCAGCGGCCGGGGAAGCGGCCAAUCAAACGCCCCGCCCGCCACCUCAGCGACGAAGAGAGUCCGGAUGAUCAGGAGACUCUGGGAACGUGCUUCAAGGACGCGGAAUAUGUAUACCCCUCCCUGGAGUCUGAUGAGGAGGACCAUGCCGCUAAGGCAAAGAUGAAAAGGAAGAGGAAUUGGGACGAUACGCCCUGGAGUCCUAAAGCCCGCGUGACCCCCACACUGCCCAAGCAGGAGAGGCCGGUUCGAGAGGGGGUGAGGGUGGCGUCUGUAGAGACUGGCUUGGCUGCCGCCGCUGCCAAGCUGGCCCAGCAGGAACAUCAGAAGACCACCAAGAGGAAAUACACCAAAAAGCGCCCCUCUGCCCCCCCAGCGCCGCCCCCGCCCCAGGCCGAGCAGGCGCCCCCCUCGCCCCUGAUGCCCAGCGAGCCCACGCCUGAGGUCGUACAGGAGGAGCGCAGGCUAGAGGCGUACUCGGCCAGCCUGCUGGACCACGAGUACACGGCGGGACCCGGACCCUUUGGCCCCGGGGGGCCCAGAGGCAGCGCCGCCAUGGCGCCGGGGGUCUUCCUCACGUCCAGACGGCCCUCGCUGUCCCCGCAGAACAGCAGCAGCUACUCUCCCUCUGCCCCAUCCCCGUCUGGACAGACCAGCCCCGGGGCAGCUGGAGGAGGACAAGGGAAGCGUCCAAAGAAAGGACUUGCCACAGCCAAGCAGAGGUUGGGAAAAAUCCUGAAAAUUCACCGGAAUGGCAAGUUGCUCCUGUGAGAAGGUGGAGAGGAGAAAGGAGACGGAACGAGACAAUGAAAGAUGCGAGGCUGAGAGGAGAGAGACGGGGAAAGGACAGCGAAAGGACAGACGGGUCUAAAGCAGGAGAAUGGAGUGAAGCAGUGAUACCCAGGUCCACUUCGGCUGUGGAGAACAAAAACAAACAUGUACAUUAUUUUGCCCCAAGCAGGGGCAUCUGGUUUUAAAACGUACGGCCAGGUAGAGGAGAGGAGGAGCCUGCCAGCUGAUCCUGUGUGUCACUGGGAUGAAGCAUGAGACUGAGUGACUACCGUGUUUGUACAUUUGUAUGUCAUCCAUCCCUCGUUCCUCAAAUCUGCCCCCUUCUCACGUCUUUGAUCAUUAGCAACAUACCAUCCCAACCAGUUACUUGUUUUUGAUAAGUGGGGGGUUGGGGGGGGAAGUCAGGUGUCAGAUUAGUUCAAUUCUCCCUCAUGUGUUGAAAAGCUGACAUGUAAUGAUUUUUUUUGAUCUUGCUAAGGAUGCAUGAUUCAACUCGGCCUGAAUUGAGAGUGUGUGACUGUGUGUGCGUGCGUGCGUGCAGCAAACGGCUUAUUACCACCCUAGCCACUUUUUAAGUUCUGUGUUUUCAUAUGGAACAGUUAUAGCACACAUAGGAUGAGGACUUCAGUGCUCACAAGGGAAAGAACAAUGACCGUUUCAAACAAAGCGACUGACCUCCUUGUAAAGGAAACACUUUUUAAUUUAGAUUUGUUCCCACCCCACUACUGCAAAUGUUUGUACAAUAAUAUUUUUGUGUAGCAUUAUCAUUGCAAGGACCUGCUAGUCUACGUGGAGUACAUGUCACUCUGUUUUUUUUGUUUUCCUUUACACAUAUGUACGCAUGACCUCCUUCCUCCAUAUGAACCCCCUUCCUCUCAUCUUGUCUG
Messenger RNA from Clupea harengus (Atlantic herring), 4927 nucleotides. It is a transcript of the gene phf8, whose product is annotated as PHD finger protein 8. Lineage: Eukaryota; Metazoa; Chordata; Actinopteri; Clupeiformes; Clupeidae. The record is from RefSeq and is a predicted model, not a curated record.